AGAAAUAUGUAAAUGUAAAAUAAAAUAAAUUAAGGGUCAUUCAGGGCCCCCUAUGGUCCUGAGGCCCGGGACAACAUACCCGGUUGCCCCCCCCGUCGACGGGCUUUCCACUAUCAUAUGAACAGUUAUGAACAGGUUUAUACAUUGUUACUAACUAAUAAUUUAGUAAUGCUUUAUGCUGUAUGUCUAUUUUAGUUAUAAACCAUUAAUGGGAGCAAACUUUUUGGAAUCCAGGUCAUGAAAAACCUCAAUGGUAUUUGAAUACUGCUGGACUACAUUUUUGAAACAGAUCCAAAGAGAAAAAAUACCAAAACUUUCACCUUCGUCUUGAAGUCUGAGCUUACCAUCAUGGCACAUAGCUCAACAGAAUCUGUGGUCCGUGACAGCACAGAAGAAACCUUCGUGUUCCGUGGAGAGGAGUUGACAGCAGAGGAAUUCACACAAAUGCAGGACCACCUUUUUGAAAAUGUUUCAGAGUAUGUAAAACAAAACCGGAUGUCCACCAACACUCAGCUGUUCUCUUUUUUGACGGUGCUGAACGCGUACGUUCCCAGGUCCUACCUCCUGAUGCCAGAGUGUCUGCAGAUUCUUGGACCACCUGAUCCCAUCCACGGAGGCCCCCCCUUUGAAGCAAGAAUGGAGCCUUUUACCGAUUUUAUCAAUGCAUCCGGUUCAAACCCUGAACGUGUAUGCAUGAUUCAUCCAGUGGUUGCACAGGGGGCUGUGAAACUACUAGCUGACUCAGGGAUUUCCAGGAGUGCUACCGUGAAGACAUUAAUGUUCCCACUUUGUGGAUAUGAGCCACAACCACAUAUAAUCCAGUUCAUCAAGGAUUUGUUGACAAAGAGAGAAUUGGGAGACAGAGGUAAACAGAAGUUCUCACAGUUGAUUGAAGAUAUAAAGAAGUAUGAAAAUUUUUAUAAUGCUGUCUCUGUCUUGAAAACUGCAUCAAAAAAAUUCGGAAAGAACGCCAUGUACCCCCAAACCCUUUCACGUCUCUAUUACAUUGAAAGAUGUAAUGGAGAGAAAUGGAGAGAAAUCACUAACUCCCAAAAAGCUGAAAAAUGGGCAAAGGAAGCCAUUAAACGAGCUCCAGGCAACUCUUUUGUGGCUGACACUCUUGGCCAGGUCUAUAAGAGCCGUUUGAGGAAGGCCAAGGGACUGGAGGAUAUCUUACAGAUGACAGAUGAGGCCUUCCAAGCAUUUAAAGACGUGGAGAGGAAAGCUGACAGAGAAGAGGGCCCAGAAAUGGAUAACACAGCAGGUGUUGUAAGCACUUCAAAUAGCUUCAACAACCGAGGCCUCUUUGGCUAUGUUCAAGUGGCAAAGAUCGCCUUUGAGAAGCGCAGCGCAACAUUCAUCCCAUCAGACUUGGUAAUGGGAGUUGAAGCCAAGUUCGACUUUUUUGAAUGGUAUCUAACUUACUCCAUGCCUGACAUGUCAUCCUUAGAGCCAAAAUACUUCUGGGAGGACGUGGUACUUUGUUACAGAGACUACACAACAAAAACAGCAUCUGAAUCCACCAGCUUUCCAGGCCUUCUAGAUCAUCUGAAUCGCGGCCUUUUCAUGUCAAAGGGAAGGCGUGCUGGAUUUGAGGAGACCGAAGAAACAGUGUCUGAUCUAGAGACAGUCCGAGAUUUUUUGAAAACUACCUACGAGGCGAAUGUUGAUGAUGUCAAGGCAGCUGAGAGAUACAUCCUCUCCAACAUUAUCUUGAGCAACAAGAUACAAAACUCUCCUCAGCUCACAGUGGUGACAGAACUCCAAACAAUAAUAGUCAGAUACGUGGGCGCAGAAGUGGGGCGUAGAAGCCCUGAGUUUUACCUUUUGGUUCUGCUGUUGUUUUGGCCCGAGGAACAGCCGCUGGUGGCACAAGAGGAGGAUGAUGAGGAAGUGGAACGACAGUCCGCAAAGGAUGACGGGUCAGAAGACAGAACUUCGGAGGAUGAGGAACAAGAAACAAGAGGAGAGACUGUGCAACCAUCUCCCAAGCUCUUGUUUGACCUCGACCUGCAACAGCAAGUCACAUUCAUGAAGGAAGCAUUUGAAAGAGCUAAGUACGGCAAGUACCUUCGAGGCCGGUACCUUUUGCCUCUGUUUUUCCUGGGAAAGGGCUCCGGACUGAGCAAAUGGAUUCACAAAUCAAGGUUGGAUGCAAUUCUGGAGCAAACGAUGCAUGCUGAGCGAGCUGUUGAAAAGCAUGACAGAAUGAAGAAAGAGAGGCAGAUCAGUGAAAUGUGGGUCAGUGGGGAAGUGUGGCAAAUCCCAGAAAUCCAAGAUAUCCUUCUCCCGGUCCAGGUAGAGUUAGGACACCCUCCCAUGCCACAGGAGCAUGAAGAACAGGAAGUGUUUGUUUGUGCUGGAGGGAGGAAAAUCGUGGCUACGGUAGAGGCUAAACCUGAGGGAGUGCUGAGCCCAAUGCUUUUCUAUCUUGGCUUCACCAUUAAAGGUCCCGUCGUCUUCAAAGUGGGAUUUCCUCAAGAGUCUGGUCAGUGAUUAACAAUGAACAUUGUAGUACUGUAGAUGCACGGAUCAAUAGCUUGACAAAGUUAAUAGAUAUUUUGACUCUACAUAACCAGUGGUAGAGCUAGAUAUAAAGUCAGGCUUCAUCCUCUUGGCACCAUCAAUGUCAAGGCAACCCAGUCUGGACCAGAUGCUGCACUGUGCUAGUGUACUAGUUUUUACCCUGUAUAAGUCUGAUAUGAAGUACAGUAAAUUCUAAAUGAUCAGGGUCACCUGUGUCAGAAAAGUCAACUGUAUGGUAUGUAUGUAUUCAUUUAACCAUUCUGUAUUUGCAUAUGAACAUAAAUAGGAGGUAAGAGUCUUGCAAUUGGAUCGUAUUAGAUGGGUUUUUGGGUAUUUUGUUGGUUUUAAUGGUUUAUUGGUUGUCUUCCUGUUAUUUGAGUGUAUUGCUUUAUGUACAUCAUUAUCCUAACACUAAUCAAUGAAUCAAUCAAGUAUGUUGUGAAAAUGGCAUUGAAAAUGAUGUAUGCAAAUAAUUUAGUCAUUAAUAAAAUGCAACUUGCAAUGUGACCAUUUGUUUUCUGUGUAAGUUUUUGAGGAGGUUAACUUCAGCUGAAGUGCACUAAAAUGUUGUUGGAUGGUGAUGUUUGCUGCCUUCACAUGCUGUUGGAAAUAUUAAACUUAAAGUUAAGGGUACAUACCGUAUUACUUGAGUUGGCAUGUAUGGGAAAUUGCUAUAACAUUUGUUUCCAGAUGUUCUGCAAUUUCAAUAUAUGUCAGAUUUACAGACUGUUUUUGUUUAAUGUGUCUAUUUAUAUUGAAUCAGCAUUCAUUUGUCUUAAUUGUGUUAACUUUUUAAUUUAAUAAACACAUUUUUGGUCUUUCAA
Messenger RNA from Chelmon rostratus (copperband butterflyfish), 3350 nucleotides. RefSeq names its product sterile alpha motif domain-containing protein 9-like. The record is from RefSeq and is a predicted model, not a curated record. Gene Ontology annotation, cellular component: cytoplasm. Bases 349 to 2496 code for a protein of 715 amino acids. The transcript has 2 exons. NCBI's taxonomy places the organism in Eukaryota, Metazoa, Chordata, Actinopteri, Chaetodontiformes, Chaetodontidae.